This is a messenger RNA of Letharia columbiana, 1452 nucleotides long. RefSeq lists its product as uncharacterized. Lineage: Eukaryota; Fungi; Ascomycota; Lecanoromycetes; Lecanorales; Parmeliaceae. Gene Ontology annotation, molecular function: iron ion binding; heme binding; oxidoreductase activity, acting on paired donors, with incorporation or reduction of molecular oxygen. Gene Ontology annotation, biological process: sterol metabolic process. The transcript has a single exon. The record is from RefSeq and is a predicted model, not a curated record. The coding region runs from base 1 to 1452 and encodes 483 amino acids.
AUGCUCCCGCGACUUCCCCAGGGCGAUUCUUCCCUUAUUUCCGCCCUCUCACAAAGCCUCUCGUUUCAUUCCUCGCCUGAGUCCUUCAUCUCAACUCGCGCACGAAAUACAGCAGCUCUACAUUCAUCAAACGCAGCCGGGAAAGAGGAGACGGCCUCCCAAAUCCCUACCGUGGUUCGUGCAAGAAUCCUCAACCGUAACGUAGCCGUCGUCUCUUCUCAUCGCCUCUGCGAAGAUAUCCUGCGGGUUGGGAACGGAGAGCCACAGAAGACAGUGACGGCUAUUACAAUGGGGGAGAUGAUCGGGCCCAACACGUUUGCAAUCCGACCUGCAUACCAUGAAUUAAUGUCAGACUUCUUCCCCCCUCCCAACAUACUCCUAUUAGAUUCACCGGACCAUGCUGCGAAGCGGAAAGCGUGGGACGAACAACUGUCAUCCAUCCCCGCAGAGACAUCCAUAGAGGUGCAAGAGAUUGUAGACGAUCAUAUCAAAAGCUGGCCAUCAGAAAGCACAAUCGACCUUUACGAGAGCAUGAAGGAUCUGUCAUGGCGAGUGCUCCUAUAUAUAUUUCUGCAGCUACGCUUGACGGACAAGAAGUACUCCGUCGUGGAAUCCCUGCAAGAGAAGCUCCUGCGGGGCCAAUUUUCUCUAUUUCCCGUGUCCAUACACACCCCAUUCUGGCGCUCGCCACGCUCCAAAGCUAUAGAGGCGCGGCGCGAACUUCAAAAGCUACUAAAAGAUCAUAUCUCUCAACAAGACAAGGGCUGUCCCUUCCUGCAGAAAGGUAAGAUUGAUGAGGAUGAACUAGCGUCCAACGCGAUAUUAUUCACAAGCUCUAUCGCAGUCAAAGCGCUGGCGUCUCUCUUGACCGCGAGCUUGCUCAAUCUUUUUCUGCUGCCAUGCGAGCCCACGUUGGCGUCACGCGUUCGAAAAGAAGGCUCCCAAAACGGCCAAAUCCUUUUGAGCAGCAUCUUGUUAGAGACCGAAAGACUCAGCCCGCCUGUUGUCGGUAUCAUGCGUCGAGCGCAGCAGGAUGUCAUUCUUGCAGCCCCUGAGGGCCAACCUCCUAUACUGGUUCCUGCUGGUUGGGACGUAUGGCUCUAUUUUGUGAGCGCGGGGCGAGAUCCGGCAGCGUACGAGCUGGCGGAUACAUUUCUUCCGGAGAGAUUUAUCUCAGCCAACGAGACCAGGGACAACUUUGCGUUUGGCGGAUCCGGACCAAAAGUGUGUCUUGGAAGAGGCGUGAUUAGACAUAUAAUCAGCACUGUUGCGACGAAGAUUGUAGAUGCUGAUAUCAGGCUUGAGGGCUCCGUUGCUGCUGAGGGUGUUAGAGGCUGGUUGGGUUGGGACAGCGGCGUUGGUGUAGAUGCCUUUGCGAGAGACUUGAAGCAAUUACCAUGUCAGAGGCCAAAGGAGGCCAUACGCAUUCUUGUACAUCGUGGUCGUGGCUAG